CACACACACACAUUUAAAGUGGUCAUGAAGCAGGGAGCUGCUUUCCAUCGUUGGGAACUGAUGUCUUGGAUUAUGACGAAAAAGCAACUCCCCCAUAUUUCAACUCUGACCUGAGGAAUUUGCAGAGAAUCAGGGAUCGAGGGCGAGGGGGACAGAAGGAGGCGAAGCAGAAGGAGGCGGUUUAAAGAACGUCAGGCCGAGUGGGAGUUUCUAAUUGAGAGACGGUCUUGGUUUGAGCCCCAGUGAAGCCCAGACGAGUCCGCUCGGAGCAACUAGAAUCUGUGCUUUUUUUUUUUUUUCCCCCGAAGGCAAUGUGAAGUGCUGAAGGAAAAAAAAAAGAGAAGAAAACUACUGCCUUCACAGAGAAUCCAGCUGCACACACACACACACACACACACACACACACACAGAGAAGUCAGAGCAGUGCAACAAGCGACGCACUCAAGUAGGAAGACCAAACGAUAACGUAAAAAAAAGGGAAAUACUGCGAAGCGAAUCAGUCCAGGAGAUCAAAGAGUCAAUCUGCAGGCGGCCGGAGCAAGUGGAAUGGACCCCGGUACCAGUCGGAUUGACCCCAGCGUUCCCACAGUGCUGUCUGAGGAGGAGGGCUGAGGGUCGGCUGCAACGACAAGCAGGUCCUGAAUGAGGAUGAAUGGAGAUGUUCUUUAGCUAACCCGCUAAGACAACACUCUCGCCGAUUCCACCUCAGUGUGAGCUGGGACGACACUCGCUAACAGCUGGAGGAGGCGGCGGCGGCGGCGGUGGAGGAGGAGGAGGAGGAGGAGAGGAGCCAGGGGGCCCAGAGCACCGCUGGUGGCGCUUCCCCGCACGAGAGGCGAGCGAGCGGGCAGGACGCCGGCGAGCAGCGGGGGUCGCCGGGGGAACGCCAGGGCGGGGGAGAGGUGGCGGGCGUCCGGCGCCGCAUGGCCGUGCAGAGGCUGGUGGCGGCGGCGGUGGCGGUGGCCCUGCUGUCACUGGUCCUUAACAAUGUGGCGGCGUUCACCCCCAGUUGGGUCCUGCAGGCCCUGGACGACGGGCGCAAGAGGAGCGUGGGACUGUGGAGGAUGUGUCCCACGGGCGGGGACCGGGGCCGCGACGACCUGCAGGCCGGGAGGAGGGGCCCGGGGCCACAGAGGCAGUGUGAAGGCCUGGGAUGGGGCUCCGACUACGCCGGCUACCAAGAGUCCCGCAGCACGGUCAGACUGCAGUUUGACAUGAUGCGGGCGUGCAACCUGAUGGCCACGGUGGCCUUGACCGCCGGUCAGCUGAUCUUCCUCCUCGGCCUGAUGGAGCUGCCCUUCAUCUCGCAGGAGUCCCAGUGGUGGGAGGAGGCCAUUGCUGCGCUCUUCCAGCUCGCCAGCUUCGUGCUGGUGAUCGGACUGGUGACCUUCUACCGGAUCGGGCCCUACACGCACCUGUCCUACUCCUGCUACCUGGACAUCGCGGCUUGCCUGCUGGCCACGGUGGCCGCGGCCGCGCUCAUCUGGGACAUCCUGCAUCGCCGCGACGACUGCCUCGCGCCGCGGGUCAUCAUCAUCAGCCGCUCGCUGGCGUCGCCUUUCCACCCGCGCCUGGACAACGACUACGUGGAGUCGCCCUGUUGAGACUCACGAGUCCUGGGGUUGUACAUUGUUAUGUUUCACAACUCCCCCCCCCCCCCCACACACACAUAGUGCUGUCGGAACUAUAAUGCUUUUUAGGGCCCAUAAUGUACGUAUGAAUCAACCCUAAGCUACCAAAACGCAUUGUAAAACUGUAUCGUGAUUCACUUUUUAAUGCUUGGGUGAGCUCAUUUGUGGCUAAUUAUGAAAUUUAGACCACAACGUCUUAAAUGAAACGACCUGCUCACCAAAGGAUCAAGCUGGAACUUGAACUGUUUUCUUAUAUGUGCACUUAUCAAAUGGCCUUCUGCAUAAUCAGAAAUAGGAAAUUAUGAGAGAUGUUGAAAAUGUAAUACCAGAAUACCUCAUAUGUGUUUGCAUCCUCAUUACACUUUUAUUACACGUUAGUAUUGGUGAUAUAUGGUGCCGGUAAAUGAGUAAACCAACACGAUAAAUGCAGAAGAGCAUGUGGAACCUUUUGAGUGGGCAGAUCCAAAAUCAGUGCCAAAUAUUUUCUAAAAAAAAUUCAAAAAAAAAUGAGAGAUGAUAUUUUCCUACUCAAAUGAGGGAAUAUUUUUACAAUCUCUGAAUGCAUCUUUAUCUCAUUCACACAUUACGAUUGAAGACCUAAAAACACAAAUUCAUUGCAGAUCAAUGUAUGGAAGUGAUUUGGAUGUUUUGAAAGUGGGAUUUGUUAAAUUAAUGGUAAUAAAAGUGUACUGCAUUUUGAAAUUUCAAAAAAUGCUUUCCUUGCAGAAUUCUGCUCGCUUGUGGUACAUACGGUAUUAUAAAAUGAAUAUAAUGUGUUAGUAUAAAGGAUAACGCUGUAAUUAGUAAUAGUAUUAUUCUUACAAUGUCAUACUAUCAUAGGCUAUCAGUGGGUCACACAGGGGGGAAAAUUGAAAUAAUAUAUCGUAUAAAUUCAAUAAAUCUAUUGGUAACUACUCAAACAGAGAGGUGGUUGUUAUUGUUGUUUUGGUGUCAGACCUGACAAAUGGACAACAUAUUUUAACAAACAAUUCAAUUUAAGUUUAAGUUUGACAUUUAACAGAAUCUGACCACCUGUGAUAUUCUUAACUCAAGGUUAACUUACUUUCUUUCUUUCAGAAUGUUCUCAAGUGUUAUCAGCUUACAUAAGAA
This is a messenger RNA of Pungitius pungitius (ninespine stickleback), 2741 nucleotides long. It is a transcript of the gene tmem204, whose product is annotated as transmembrane protein 204. The transcript has 3 exons. Lineage: Eukaryota; Metazoa; Chordata; Actinopteri; Perciformes; Gasterosteidae. The coding region runs from base 924 to 1604 and encodes 226 amino acids. The record is from RefSeq and is a predicted model, not a curated record.